Ochotona princeps (American pika) is the source of this 780-nucleotide messenger RNA. It is a transcript of the gene SOFU1, whose product is annotated as LLLL and CFNLAS motif containing 1. The transcript is spliced from 2 exons. NCBI's taxonomy places the organism in Eukaryota, Metazoa, Chordata, Mammalia, Lagomorpha, Ochotonidae. Bases 85 to 408 code for a protein of 107 amino acids. The record is from RefSeq and is a predicted model, not a curated record. Gene Ontology annotation, biological process: fusion of sperm to egg plasma membrane involved in single fertilization.
GCCAGAAGAGGGACAGGGUGGGAGUUGGGGGGAGCUGCUGGGCAGCGGCGAACAGGGCAGGUCCAAGGUGGCAAAUGGGCACCGAUGACUUCCCUGGGGUCCCAGCUCUGCAGAGCCACUUUGUUGGCAGCCAUCCUGCUGCUGUUGCUGUGGGUGAGGGGGGUAAGGACUCAGAAAGGAAGCCCAGAGUCUGAUGGGAAGAACCAAGAAGAACAAGCAUCUUCUGCAGACCAGGACCAAGAAAUGUAUGAAGAGCAUUUUGUGGCCUCUUCCGUGGGUGAGCUGUGGCAGGUGGUGGACAUGGCCCAGCAGGAGGAAGACAUGACAUCUGAGUCAGCAGUUAUCCGCGACCACCUCUUUGACCUUGCCUUCUGCUUUAACCUGGCCAGCACCAUGGUUUUUUUAUGAGGGACGUUGAGGCUGACCUGGUGGCCUGGUUCUUGGCUGAGGACUUGAAUGUCCAUCUCCGCUUCAUGAUAGCUUACUGACCCCAUCUUCCUGAUGUGCCCUCGUCAUUACACACAAGAGACACACACUUGGCUCACCACCCUUCUCUCUGGCUGCAUCUCACCUCAGGGUGCACCAUGAGAGACAUCUGUCAUCAUCAUUGCCUGACUGCCAACCACAGCUUCGUCUCCCAAGACCAGUGACACAAAACCCAUGCCCUUCUUUUCCCCACACCCCUCCUGUUUUGUGUUUUUUUUUUUCCAUGACAGCAGCUUAGGGAGAGUGACAGCAGCUUAGAGACAGUGACAAUAAAACAACCAUAAAGUCUUGACA